Prorocentrum cordatum is the source of this 181-nucleotide messenger RNA. Lineage: Eukaryota; Dinophyceae; Prorocentrales; Prorocentraceae. The record is from the annotation of a GenBank genome assembly.
CCCGACGCGGGGCCGGCGCUCGGGGCGCUGCUGGCAAGGUGCCCGCUCCUCCAGGAGCUCCGCCUCGGCAGCAACCCCGCGCUGCUCACCCCGCAGGGCCUCCGGGGGCUCCUCGACGGGCUCGGGUGCCGCGGCAUGCCGUCGCUGUCGGUCCUCCACCUGGGCGACUGCGACAGCCCGG